Messenger RNA from Aricia agestis (brown argus), 2163 nucleotides. RefSeq lists its product as uncharacterized. The transcript has a single exon. The record is from RefSeq and is a predicted model, not a curated record. The coding region runs from base 1 to 2163 and encodes 720 amino acids. Gene Ontology annotation, molecular function: zinc ion binding; nucleic acid binding. NCBI's taxonomy places the organism in Eukaryota, Metazoa, Arthropoda, Insecta, Lepidoptera, Lycaenidae.
AUGUCACAGGGAGUUGAGGAAUUGGAGGGGGGAUCUGCGGGGGGGGUUCGCAGGUCGUCAGGUACCGGGUUAGUGUUGUCCUUUGGGGAUAACGGGGGUUUGGGGGACGAGGACAGGGAGUCCUUGCGGAGUGAAGGUGGCGAACCUAAACGGAGCUCUCGUAGAGUCCGUGCUGGUGUUACGCUGGAAGAGCUGUUGGGGGUCGAGUCGAUCCCCUCUAUGUCGGAACCGGAGGUGGUCGCUUCUAAGCGCCUCUUCUCCGAAGUUUCCGGUUCUGACACUGAGGACGUCAGCACUGCUGUCAGCUUAGGCAAGGUGCAGACGGCUAAGCGCGGGAAGUCGCGGGGCUCGUUGAGUCGGCUCUCGGCGGCUAGACAAGAGCUGCGCGAGAGAACGGAGGAGGCUAGGGCAGCGGAGUUCGUCGCUGCCCUCGAGAAGAAGGCAUAUCGAAAGGAGGCCAGGGCGAGCAGUCCCAUCCCGCCUGGACCUCUUGAUAUCGACGUGGAGUCAAUGGGUCCGGAGGAGCUGUUGAGCGCUGCCGAAAGCAAUCUUGGGGAGAUCCUCGGUAUUGCGGCGAAGUCCUCCAAUUUAAAGGGUGGGUACGUGAACAAAAUACGGCGUGCCACUUCUGCGGUGAGAUGCAUUGUGGAUGCACUCGCUACACGAACGGUGGCGGAGGAGACCCGGCGUCUCACCGCAGACAAUGGCAGACUUCGUCGAGAGUUGGCGAACCUGCGUGAAGAGGUCCGCGCAUACAAGCGGGACUUUGAAGAAAGCCGUUCCGCGGCGGCCAAGGAGAAGUCUUCUCCAAUGACCAACGAGCAGUUGGGAGUAUUGGAGAAGAGCAUCGCCAAGCUCGUAGGUAACUUGGUCGAUGGGAGGCUGGCGGGGAUAGAGGCACGUUUGCCUCCCCCAGUUGUGGUCCGCCCACCCUUGGCGGCCGACAAGAAGCGGGCGGCUCUUGAGAAGUUGCCGGUCCUCAAGGAAAGUCCUGUACCGGUGGCUGUCACAGCUAGAGAUGUCUCACCGGUGCUGAGGUCGACGGUCGUUCGCCAACGGGAGGAAUUUCCCGCACUCCCAGUGCGCCCGGAUGUGCGCCCAGCUCCAGCUCCUGCUCAACCCAAGAAGAGCAAGAGCAAGAACAAGGGUAAGGGGAAAGGAAAAGGGGUUGACUUACCAUUGUCGGCCAAUCCCGGCGCUUCCACAUCCAGAGAGAUACCGACUUGUAGACCGGUAGAGUCUUCGGAUGUUAUUUCGGGGGUUCUCUCAUCGGAGCCUUUGGACGGGUGGACGGAGGUCGUCCGCAAAAAGACCCCGGCGAAAAAGGCGGCCCCGAAGCAGCCGGCAAAGGAGACUGCCAAAAAGCCGAGCGUACGGUUGCCCCGAUCCACAGCCGUCCUAAUUAAACUGAGGACGGACGCGGUGGACAAGGGUAUGUCGUACAGCUCUGCCCUUAUGAAGGCGGAAAGCGCCAUCAAGCUGGAGGAGCUGGGGCUCGGCCCCCUCCGUAUCAGACAGUCGGCGACUGGAGCCAGGUUGAUUGAGAUACCUGGCUCUACCAGCCACGAGAAGGCUGAUCUAUUGGCGGCCCGACUGUCCGAAGUCCUUUCGGAGGAGGCCGAUAUUUCAAGGCCCGUGAAGUGCUCUAAUUUUAAGCUCACGGGCCUUUCAGACACUGCGACUGUAGAGUCUGUCAAAUCUGCAGUCGCAGGGGCGGGUGGAUGCUCCCCAGCCCAGGUAUGGGUGGGAAAUAUUGAGAGGGGCCUAGUCGGGACGGGUUUUGCUCGCAUGAGUUGCCCAGUAACGGCAGCUAAAAAAUUGGUGGAACUGGGCAGCUUUGCAGUCGGGUGGAGCAGAGUGGUGGCGCAUCUCGUGGACGCGCGGCCAAGUCACUGCUUCCGAUGUCUGGGGUUGGGACACUUUGCUGCAAUGUGCCCCCCAAAAAUGAAGGAUCGCAGUGGCUUGUGCUACCGUUGUGGUUCACCUGGACACACCAUGUCUGGGUGCAGUGUGGCGCGUCCAAAGUGCGCAGUCUGCUCCGAUGCGAGCAGACCUUCGGACCACGUUAUGGGGGGUAAGACAUGUAACCCCCCAGUAACCCGGGGAAAAGUUCCAUCCUCUAGGAGAGGACAGGCGGCGCCGGAAGCUGAAAUGUCCGAAUAA